GGGCGGAGCCGAGCCAGUCCCGUUCCGAGCGGCGCAGAGCCAAUCCCGUCCCGUAAGGAGCCAAGCCAGUCCCAUCCCAAGAGGAGCAAACCAGUUCCGUUCCGGGCGGAGCCGUGUCAGUCCCAUCCCGUGCGGAGCCGAGCCAGUCCCGUUCUGGGCGGAGCCGAGCCAGUCCCGUCCCGUGCGGAGCCGAGCCAGUCCCGUCCCGUGCGGAGCCGUGUCAGUGCCAUCCCGGGCGGAGCCGUGUCACUCCCGUUCCGGCGGAGCCGUGUCAGUGCCAUCCCGGGCGGAGCCGUGUCACUCCCGUUCCGGCGGAGCCUCCGCCCCGCCAUGGCCGCCGUGGCCGCUCCGCCGCCCGCCGAGCCCCCGGCGCCCCCGGGCCGGCGCCGCCUGUCGCUGCCCGCCGUGGAGCCGCUGCUGUUCCUGGCCACCCUGUCGCUGGGGCUGCAGGGCCCGCUGGCCACCCAGUACCUGUGGGACCGGCUGGGGGCCGAGCACGGCUACAGCAACAGCAACAGCACCGACUCCUCCUCCGGCUGCGGGGACGGCAACGCUACCGCCGACCCUCUGCGGCAGGAGGUGGAAGCUCUGGUGUCCCACUGGAACCUCUACAUCAACCUGGGAGGUUUCUUCGUCAGCCUCUUCUCCGUGACCCUCCUCGGCGCGUGGAGCGACAGCGUGGGCCGGCGCCCGGCGCUCAUCCUGCCCGCAGCAGGCAUGGCCCUGCAGACAGCCAUCUACCUGCUGGUCAUGUACCUGGAGCUGCACGUCGCCUUCUUCCUCCUGGGACGCAUCCUGAGCGGCCUCACGGGCGACUACAACCUGAUCCUGGCCGGCUGCUUCUCCUACGUGGCCGACACCAGCGAGCGGCGCGCGCGGACGUUCCGCGUGGCCAUCCUCGAGGCCUGCCUGGGCACCGCGGGCAUGGUGGCCAGCAUUGGCGGCGGCCAGUGGCGCAAGGCCCAGGGCUACAUCAACCCCUUCUGGCUGGCCUUUGCUGCCAGCCUUGCUGCCACCCUCUACGCCGCGUUCUUCCUGCGGGAGUCGGUGAAGCAGAAGAGGGAGGCCAAGCUGUUCACGCUUAGCCACUACAAGGCUGUGUUCAGGCUGUACACGGCCCCCGAGCAGCCGAGCUCCAGGUGGAAGCUGGCUCUGUACUCCCUGGCUUUCUUUCUGAUUGUCACGGUGCAUUUUGGAGCCAAGGACAUCUACGUGUUGUACGAGCUGGGCUUCCCUCUGUGCUGGGCUUCUGAUCUCAUCGGGUACGGCUCGGCCGCCAGCUACCUGGCGUACCUGAGCAGCCUGGCAGGGCUGAGGCUGCUGCAGCUCUGCCUUGAGGACACCUGGGUGGCAGAGAUAGGCUUGCUCUCCAACAUUGCUGGGCUGGUGGUGAUGUCUCUGGCUACCACAACGCCACUGAUGUUUACAGGUUAUGGAAUUCUGUUCCUUUCCAUGGCAGCCACUCCAGUCAUCAGAUCCAAGCUCUCCAAGCUGGUCAGUGAGACAGAACAAGGUGCUCUCUUUGCUUCUGUUGCCUGCGUGGAAGGGCUGUGUUCACUUGUGUCUACAGGAGUGUUCAACUCUCUCUACCCUGCCACCUUGCACUUCAUGAGGGGAUUCCCAUUUCUCUUUGGGGCUAUAAUCCUCCUUAUUCCAGCAGCUAUCCUUGGGUGGAUACAAAUCUGGGAUUCAAAACACGACUACAACCACUUCCAAGAGGCUUCCCUGACCCCCACAAAAGACUGAAUUCAACGCCAAGGAAUUGGCCAGCACUGCAGUGUCCACCUGAACACUGCACUUCAUUCUUCCCUCAAAGGACUGAUCAGUGUGGGAGGGACACUCUGCUUGUCCUUACUGACUUUUAAAUGCCAAAUAAUUGGAAAUCACAGGAGGAACUUGAUUUGGAGCUGUGAAUGGCUCCUCUGUGUUGUGUUCACUCAUCUGUCAGAGAAAACCCAGGAGACCCCAGAGCCAAUCAAGCUGUUGAGGGCCUUUUGCAAAGCUGCUCUGUGGUUUGGGGUUGGUGGGGCCAGAAGGCUCUGCCCUGCUUUUAGUGGGGAGAGAGGACUGAGUUCUGCUGUAAUUGCUGAGCAUUUUCCCCUCAGGGUAUUCCAGUGUGCAGGGAUGAGCUGUUGGUGUGGGUGAGGCACAGGCUGCACCAGAGGCACCCAACAGUGUCCUGUGCUCCAAAUCAUCACAUUGCCAGUAAAAACCCAGCAAAUGUGACAUGCCAGACCACAAAACUCCUUAUGGAGAGAGGCAGUUUAGCACAGGAGUGCUAUUGCUGUCCUUACUGACUGAACCAGCUUUAGUUGUGCAAGUCAGAGGUGUCCUAAGAAGAGGAUGUAAUUCAUGAAGUGUUGGUGGGAGUGCCAGUGCUAUGUCCUGCCUUGUCUGCAGCUCAGCCCAGGAUCUCAGAGGUGGUUUUGAGAAGUAACAGAUCAUCUGAGAAUACUGCAGGGCCAGUAGAAUAAAUCCUGGGCUGGGAGGGACCCACGAGGAUCCUUGGAGCAACUCCUCUAGGUGCCUUAAUUGACAGUGGCCAAAAGCUAUGAAGUUAAGGAGAAAAUUGUCAGAAUUGUUCCCCCCUUACACUGCAGAUCUGAGCCCCAAUCAUGUGAAAUCCCUGCUGUGCUGAUCCAGAGCCCUUCCCCAGCAAGAUGGGGACAGGACUAGUGUGUUUAAGAUUAAUCUUUUUUGUUGUAUGUGGCAUAUUCUUGUGUUAAUGACCUCAGUGCUGCUUGUCCUGGGAUCUCUUGGUGCCAGCAAGCAAACUCCAUGUCCAUGGUACCUAAAUUGUUCUUUCCAAAGCAUUACCUGUGUUGCUGCAAUCCUUUUUUUUCUCUUCACUGUGCCAUAAACCAGCAGUUCUGUGUGCACUGCACUGCACAUGCUGUUCAGGUACAUGCAGUAAUGACUUUCCUCUUACUUUCAGAUUGAAUAAAACCUCCAUGCU
This is a messenger RNA of Zonotrichia leucophrys gambelii, 2956 nucleotides long. It is a transcript of the gene SLC46A1, whose product is annotated as solute carrier family 46 member 1. Gene Ontology annotation, biological process: transmembrane transport. Gene Ontology annotation, cellular component: plasma membrane. Lineage: Eukaryota; Metazoa; Chordata; Aves; Passeriformes; Passerellidae. Bases 331 to 1746 code for a protein of 471 amino acids. The transcript has 5 exons. The record is from RefSeq and is a predicted model, not a curated record. Gene Ontology annotation, molecular function: transmembrane transporter activity.